AUGGCGUUAGCAGAAAACGAAGAGUAUGAGGCAAGCGUUGUUGAGAAUGAGCUUGUCGAUGAGCUUGCCCCGCUUCUCUCCAAUGGGACCGAGCCUGCGCUGUAUAAGACGAUAAGUCGUAGAAGUGACGCAGGCGAUCUGCCACCAGACGAUGCAGAUCUAGAGCUUGCGAAGCAGAAGCAAGAACAAGUCCGGACGGCAGACAGCACGAGCGGAGUGUACGCGACCAUUUCAGUGCUGCUGCUGGGUGUGUUCGUCUCACAGACAGAUCAGAGUCUGGUCCUCACAGCAAACGCUUCCUGGAUUAUUUCAGCCUACAUCCUCGCACAAUGUGUCGCCCAGCCACUUUACGGGAAGUUGAGCGACAUCUAUGGCCGCAAGGCGUGCUUGCAGACGUCGUACUUUCUGUUCACCGUAGGCGCCGCCGGGACGGGUCUUGGCCAGACAAUGGGCCAAGUCAUCGCCGCGAGAGCGAUUCAAGGUUGUGGUGCUGCGGGUAUGACGGCUAUGGUGUCGAUCAUUGUGACUGAUUUGGUGCCGUUGCACGAGGUUGCGACUUUGAGGAGUUAUAUCAAUGUGCUCCAGACGACCGGAAGGAGCUGUGGUGGUGUUAUCGGUGGUGCGUUGACGCAGGCGCUUGGGUCGCGGUGGGCGUUCUUGGUUCAGGUACCGCCCUCGAUUGUUGCUAUGCUGCUCGUCCAAUGGAGACUUCACAUGCCCUCGAAGCACAGCAGCAACUUGUCCAUUGCAGAAAAGGUCAAACGAGUCGACUUUGCAGGCGCGAUCUUCCCGUGCGCGACCAUCUUCUCGAAGUAUGCUUGGGGCUCUAACGUGAUCACUGUUAUGGGACUGGUCUUCGCCAUCAUGUUCGUGGCCUUCAUCGUGUCUGCCAAGUUGGCAACGGAGCCGAUCUUCCCGUUGAGGAUGAUGGGCCAAUAUCCGGUAUGGACGAACUACCUGCUAUGUGCUCUCCAGGUCCUGGUCCAGUCACAGCCAAAGCCAAAACCUGCUGCGGCUGGAGCAUACCUCAUUCCGGCAUUCAUGGGCAACACUGUCGGUGGACUGAUAUCAGGUUACUGGAUCAAGUACACCGGAAGGUAUAAAUGGCCAACCGUUGUUGCCCCUUUCCUCUCAAUAAUAACGAUGAUCUUGUGCUACACCACUUGGAAUGGGCAUACCGAUUUGCUUGCAGCUUUGGCCGUAUUGCCUGGUGGCAUGGCGGCAGGGAUGAUGAGCAGCUCUUCCUUUGUCGGACUGGCAGCAGGUGUCAGCGAGGAAGACAUGGCUGUUGCAGGAUCUGGCUUGUAUCUGUUCUUCAACCUCGGUGCUAUUGCUGGGUCGAGUGCUGGCUCGGCAGUGUACCAGACUACGCUCAAGUCUGGUCUUCAGGAGGCUGUGAAGGAUCUGCCCGAAGGUCAAACGAUUAUGCAACGUGCCCUCGAGAGUAUCACAUACGUCCAGAACGCUAGCGAACAGAUCCGGGAACGAAUUGUACCCGCUUUCGUGAAUAGCUUUCAUCGAGUCAACCUACUUGAGAUGAGCUUCGCGGUGUUGUGCUUGUUCGUGGCCCGUAUAUCUCAACAGACAGGGCUGAAGCGGUCGCAAGGCUAG
Molecule: messenger RNA, 1611 nt
Organism: Fulvia fulva
Lineage: Eukaryota; Fungi; Ascomycota; Dothideomycetes; Mycosphaerellales; Mycosphaerellaceae
Product: Vacuolar membrane amino acid uptake transporter fnx2
Exons: 8
Coding region: 1-1611 (536 amino acids)
Biological process (GO): basic amino acid transport; transmembrane transport
Cellular component (GO): fungal-type vacuole membrane
Molecular function (GO): basic amino acid transmembrane transporter activity
Source: RefSeq, a predicted model, not a curated record